Paramuricea clavata is the source of this 369-nucleotide messenger RNA. The record is from the annotation of a GenBank genome assembly. Lineage: Eukaryota; Metazoa; Cnidaria; Anthozoa; Malacalcyonacea; Plexauridae.
AUGGAUGUCAUAAAGAGGGCGACUGAAAUUCUCAAUCCUGGACAGGUACCAAUCAUUACUGUUGACCAACCGCUGUACGCGAUUGCAAAGCAAAUCCAGUGGAACUGGAAAGCAAGCCAUAGAGAAAGUCAGUUCAUUGUGAUGUUUGGUGGUCUCCACAUCGAAAUGGCUGCGCUCAAAGCACUGGGUACACUGCUCAACGGAAGUGGCUGGACUGCCGCAUUGGGAGAGGCGAAAGUCGCGUCACCGGGGACAGCUGAGUCGUUUCUACGUGCCUCUCAUGUUACACGUAAAAAAGCUUAUUUGGCGUAUUCAAGCAACCUAGAAGAGAAUGUUCCUCACAUGUCUUUUAACGACUUGGUGUUCUAG